GAUCUAUCCAUAUUCCCCCAGACGGAGCACUUCGGGGACGCCUUCACAGUCCUUCCUUCGGGUUAAAGGAAAAUGCGCUGGCGGGCCAAUGGCCUGAAACAUCUCUCCUCCACGAAUCCAACCAGUGCUAAUAAUGUCUGCAUUUGCCACGCUCCUCACCACUGACUCAUAUCUCCAAGGCGCACUGGUGCUCGCUGCCUCGCUGCGCGCAACCAGCACCAAACAUGCCAUCAUCUGUCUUGUCGCCGACGGCCAGCUCUCCAAGUCUACACUCGACCGCCUUGCAGGUGCCUUUGACCAGGUUGUGCCUGUGCCGCUCCUGGAUACCCAAGACAAGCGCAGCCUGGCGCUUCUGGGCCGCCCGGAUCUUGGCUCCACGGUGACCAAGCUUGGUGUCUGGGGGCUUACCAGCUAUGAGCGCAUCGCGUUCUUGGAUGCCGACACACUGGUUCUGCAAUCAAUCGAUGAGCUGCUGGAUGGGCCAAAGGAGGAAGAGUAUAGGCCAAACGGCGGAAUGAGGAACCAGGGGCUGCUGGCCGCGGCGCCUGAUCUCGGGUGGCCCGACUGCUUCAAUUCGGGUGUGUUCGUUGCAAAGCCGGCAGAGCAGACGCACAAGGGCCUGCUCGACAUGCUUAUCACUCAAGGAUCUUUCGAUGGUAACGUAUUGACGUGUAUUAUUUGGCGCUGCGCUACCCCCUCCCCAAAAGCGAUGAACAUUCAUCCCCUCCCCAACGAGGAUGCAGGCGGCGACCAGGGCCUUCUCAACGCGUAUUUCGCCGACUGGAGCCGGGCAGACCCGACACGCCGCCUGCCCUUUGCGUUCAACACCACAUCCACCAGCUUCUACACAUACGCGCCCGCGUUCAGGCGUUUCUCGGACGACGUCCGGGUUGUGCAUUUUAUCGGCCCAAACAAGCCCUGGACAUGGCUCCGCGCCGCCAACGGGUCCAUUGACGCUGGCUCUGCCACCGACAACACAGAGCUGGUUGAGAAGUGGUGGAGUGUCCAUGACCAGUAUGUGGCGGAGUGGUCGCCUGAAAGAGAAGCAUACGACAAGUGGCAGGCGUUUUCGGCCGAGGGAUACCAUCAGGAUAUCAGCAGCGAACAGACUGUGGACCUAUCGUCAUCUACCAGCACCGGGUCACACCAUAUGCUCGACAACGCGUGGAAGCGAAAUGAUAGACCGCCAGCUGAUAUUCGCGUCGAUGCCUCCAGCACAGAGUGGGGUCGGGCUCGUCCUCAAGGCGCUCGAGCAACGACAGGUUGGCAGCCAUCGCCAAUAAACACAUAG
This is a messenger RNA of Linderina pennispora, 1291 nucleotides long. Its product is annotated as nucleotide-diphospho-sugar transferase. Gene Ontology annotation, molecular function: glycosyltransferase activity. Lineage: Eukaryota; Fungi; Kickxellomycota; Kickxellomycetes; Kickxellales; Kickxellaceae. Gene Ontology annotation, cellular component: cytoplasm. Bases 134 to 1291 code for a protein of 385 amino acids. The transcript has 3 exons. The record is from RefSeq and is a predicted model, not a curated record.